This is a messenger RNA of Herpailurus yagouaroundi (jaguarundi), 2154 nucleotides long. It is a transcript of the gene TRMT1, whose product is annotated as tRNA methyltransferase 1. Gene Ontology annotation, cellular component: nucleus. The record is from RefSeq and is a predicted model, not a curated record. Gene Ontology annotation, biological process: tRNA N2-guanine methylation. NCBI's taxonomy places the organism in Eukaryota, Metazoa, Chordata, Mammalia, Carnivora, Felidae. Bases 133 to 2121 code for a protein of 662 amino acids. Gene Ontology annotation, molecular function: metal ion binding; tRNA (guanine) methyltransferase activity; RNA binding. The transcript is spliced from 17 exons.
UUCUAUCAUGUGACCUGCCCUCCCACUGUGCCAACAUGGCGACGCCCAGGUCCUAAUCCGGGAAACGUGCACCCAGGCUAAUACGGUCCUGGACGCCGGGAGCGAAGGCUCGGCAGGGAGAGGCUCCCGCGGAUGCCCCGUGCGAGAAUCGGUCUGUGGCUAAGUCUAACUCUCCGCUCCACGCGCAGUCUCUGCAGAGCCGGGUUUAUGGAGGGGCAGCCGCAAGGGCCGCCGAAUCCAGCCGGCAUGGAGAACGGCACCGAGCCCUGCGGAGAAGAGCGAGCAUCCGAGGCUCAGGAGACGACGGUCACCGAGGGGGCCGCCAAGAUAGCCUUCCCCAGCGCCAACGAAGUCUUCUACAACCCGGUGCAAGAGUUCAACCGGGACCUGACAUGUGCCGUGAUCACCGAGUUUGCUCGCAUUCAGCUUGGGGCCAAAGGAAUCCAGAUCAAGGUGCCAGGUGAGAAGGACGUGCAAAAGGUGGUCGUGGACUUGUCAGAGCAAGAGGAGGAAAAGGCUGAACUGAAAAAGGGUGCAAACCUGGCCCCGGGAGACCAACCUCGAACGGCUGCCGUUGGGGAGAUCUGCGAGGAAGGCCUUCGAGUGCUAGAGGGUCUGGCAGCCUCGGGCCUACGUUCCAUUCGCUUUGCACGAGAGGUGCCUGGACUCCAGUCUGUAGUUGCCAACGAUGCCUCUGCCCGAGCCGUGGAUCUCAUGUGCCGUAAUGUGCAGCUCAACGCUGUGGCCCACCUGGUACAUCCCAGGCAGGCCGAUGCCAGGAUGCUGAUGUACCAGCACCAGAGGGCAUCGGAGCGGUUUGACGUCAUCGACCUGGACCCGUAUGGCAGCCCCGCCCCCUUCUUGGAUGCAGCCGUGCAGGCUGUGAGCGAAGGAGGUCUGCUGUGCGUCACCUGCACCGACAUGGCAGUGCUGGCGGGGAACAGCGGGGAGACCUGUUACAGCAAGUACGGGGCCAUGGCCCUCAAGAGCCGGGCCUGCCAUGAGAUGGCCCUGAGGAUCGUCCUGCACAGCCUGGACCUCCGAGCCAACUGCUACCAGCGCUUUGUGGUGCCACUGCUCAGCGUCAGCGCUGACUUCUACGUGAGAGUUUUUGUCCGCGUCUUCACCGGCCAGGCCAAAGUCAAGGCCUCAGCCAGCAAGCAGGCACUGGUGUUCCAGUGUGUGGGCUGCGGGACCUUUCACCUCCAGCGCCUUGGCAAAACGUCCGGAGCCUCUGGCGGCCGGGUCAAGUUCUCUGCGGCCUGUGGUCCCCCGAUCAGCCCUGAGUGUGAGCACUGUGGGCAGCGACACCAGCUUGGCGGUCCCCUGUGGGCGGAGCCCAUCCACGACCUGGACUUCGUGGGGCGCGUGCUGCAGGCUGUGAGCACCAAUCCUGGCCGCUUCCACACCUCAGAGCGAAUCCAGGGGGUCCUGAGCGUCAUCACUGAGGAGCUCCCGGACGUGCCUCUCUACUACACGCUGGACCAGCUGAGCAGCACUAUCCGCUGCAGCACGCCCAGCCUCCUGCAGCUGCGGUCAGCCCUCCUCCAUGCCGGCUUCCGGGUCUCACUCUCCCACGCCUGUAAGAAUGCCGUGAAGACGGAUGCCCCCUCCUCAGCCCUCUGGGACAUCAUGCGCUGCUGGGAAAAGGAGUGUCCGGUGAAGCGGGAAAGGCUGUCAGAGGCCAGCCCUGCGUUCCGUAUCCUCAGCGUGGAGCCCAGGCUGCAGGCCAACUUCGCCGUCCGGGAUGACGCCAACCCCAGCUCCCGCCAGCGAGGACUCAAGCGCUUCCAGGCUAAUCCUGAGGCCAACUGGGGCCCCCGGCCCCGUGCCCGGCCAGGGGGCAAGGCCGCAGGUGGAGCUAUGGAGGAGAGACGCAGGGUGCACCAGAAUAAGAGAAAGGAGCCAGCUGAGGACCCGGUCCAGCGGGCUGCCCGGCUCAAGACCUUUCCCUGUAAAAGAUUCAAGGAGGGCACCUGUCAACGCGGGGACCAGUGCUGCUACUCCCACAGCCCGCCAGCACCCGAGGACACCGCUGCAGCCGCCUCCCCUGACCAUCCCAAGACCUCUUACCAGAACCCGCCUGGGUCUGGCGUUGCCGCUGGUCCGGGUGUAGACUGAGCCAAUAAAGAUAUGUCACCUUUCCGACUGCCA